UACCUGCAAAUGUCAGCCGAAGAAAACCGGUUACAUUGAAUCUCUUUCCUCAUUGAGGGAAAACGAGAUUUUCGGGGUUAAAAAUAUUUGAGAAACACUUCGAUGUUCCCAUUUAGCGAUAUAUUUGGUAUAUAAAGCAGGGUAUUAUUUAACAAGGCUACUAUAAUCGCUUCGUCAGGAAGCGAUCGAAGAACCCCAAGAUGUCGGCAAGUGCCGUAUACGUGUUAGAUCUUAAAGGCAAGGUGCUGAUCUGCCGUAACUACCGCGGCGAUGUGGAUAUGUCCGAGAUCGAGCACUUCAUGACCCUGCUGAUGGAUAAGGAGGAGGAGGGCACGCUGUCACCCAUCCUGGCCCACGGAGCAGUGCGCUUCAUGUGGAUCAAGCACAACAAUCUCUACCUUGUUGCUACAUCAAAGAAAAAUGCGUGUGUUUCGCUGGUCUUCUCCUUCCUCUACAAGAUUGUGCAGGUGUUCUCAGAGUACUUUAAGGAGCUGGAGGAGGAGAGCAUCAGAGACAACUUUGUCAUCAUCUACGAGCUGCUGGACGAGCUAAUGGACUUUGGCUACCCACAGACCACAGACAGCAAGAUCCUGCAGGAAUACAUUACUCAGGAGGGGCACAAGCUGGACACGGGGGCUCCCCGCCCCCCGGCGACCGUUACCAACGCUGUCUCCUGGAGGUCAGAGGGCAUCAAGUACAGGAAGAACGAGGUGUUCCUGGACGUCAUCGAGUCGGUCAACCUACUGGUGAGCGCCAAUGGCAACGUGCUCCGCAGCGAGAUCGUGGGCUCCAUCAAAAUGCGUGUGUUCCUGUCCGGCAUGCCUGAGCUGCGUCUGGGGCUGAAUGACAAGGUUCUCUUUGAGAACACUGGCCGUGGUAAGAGUAAAUCUGUGGAGCUGGAGGAUGUGAAGUUUCACCAGUGUGUCCGUCUGUCUCGCUUUGAGAACGACCGCACCAUCUCCUUCAUCCCUCCUGACGGCGAGUUCGAGCUCAUGUCGUACCGGCUCAACACGCACCAGGUAAAGCCCCUGAUCUGGAUCGAGUCCGUGAUUGAGAAACACUCUCACAGCAGAAUCGAGUACAUGAUCAAGGCUAAGAGCCAGUUUAAGAGGCGCUCGACCGCCAACAACGUUGAGAUCCACAUUCCUGUGCCCACUGAUGCCGACUCGCCCAAGUUCAAGACCACCGUGGGCAGUGUGAAGUGGGUGCCCGAGGCAAGCGAGAUUGUCUGGUCCAUCAAGUCCUUCCCUGGAGGGAAGGAGUACCUGAUGCGGGCUCACUUUGGCCUGCCCAGCGUGGAGGCCGAGGAUAAGGAGGGGAAGCCGCCCAUCAGUGUGAAGUUUGAGAUCCCCUACUUCACCACCUCUGGCAUCCAGGUGCGUUAUCUGAAGAUCAUUGAGAAGAGUGGCUACCAGGCCUUGCCAUGGGUGCGGUACAUCACCCAGAAUGGGGAUUACCAGCUCAGGACCCAGUAGAGGAGCGAUGUGGAUCAUUGUCACUUAUCCAUCGUCAAGAGCCCUCAACAGAGAGAAAGAGGGGGAGAAAGACGCCAGUACCAGUUUGUCACGGACCAUCAGUGUCUUUACUGUGUCUUUGUGUGUCGGCGCGUGUGUGUGUGUGUGUGUGUGUGAGAGAGAGAAACCGAGAGAGAGAGAGAGAGAGAGAGAGACAGAUCAUGUUCAUUUCUGAAUCAAUGCAAAACAAGAGGUUUACUUUUAAAAAACAAACACACAAACAAACAAAACAAAUCCCUGCUAAAAAGUCCACUAGCAGGCCAGUGAUGCUAGUACAGUAGGUGGAUGGUGAGAGGAGAUAGGUAAUGAACUAUACAAACUAUUUGACGGUUAAAGAAGGAACAUGUAGCUUGGCCAAAAAACUCUGUUACGUUAUAUUAGUCACAAACAUGACACAGACAUCUUAGACUAGAUGUUAGCAGCACAGUUAGCGCCACAUAGGGAGGUCAACAAGUCAUUUCCACAAUUACACUCAGCUGUCAUCAGUGUCAUAGAAAGGUCAAUUGUAGAAUAUAUUGUUUAUUUUUUAAUAAUCAGUUUUUUUUUUUUCACCAUAUUCCAUGUGUUAGUCAUUGUUUCAGUAUUAUUUUUUUAUGUUUUAUUUAAUUUAAGAAAAAAUCUUUGGUGUGUUUUUUUUUUUUCCUUCUCCAUAUCCAAUUCAGUAUUGGUCUGCAUUGAAGAUGAAUGUUGAAACCAGUUUUGCUGUUUUAGCCUUCAGUUUACAGCAAGGCUAAGAGCCGGCAUGACUGUCUACACUUAUAAUACAGUUAAUCCAAUGUCCGUUCUUGGUGCCAUGUCAAAGCAGGUUAUCGCUUUGCUUAAGAUAGCACUUUCUCUCCUGUCAGUAGAUCUGCAUGUAAUGUUUGUUGCCAUUCCUGUGUUUAACCAUGGAGAACGUUUUCUGAAACUAACCUUAGUAAAGCCAAACAAAUAAGGUGCAAUGUGUUGCCAUGAUGUAAUGUCCCUUUUUAAAGCUGCCCGUAAAUGCAAUUUUGGGGACGAUGCUGUCAGUGAAAUUCCUAUCAGCUUCUCCCACAUCUCUCAAACAGUUGACCUGUCUGUUGUCUUUGGAAAUCAUAAAGUACCUCUUUUCAAAACA
Molecule: messenger RNA, 2613 nt
Organism: Clupea harengus (Atlantic herring)
Lineage: Eukaryota; Metazoa; Chordata; Actinopteri; Clupeiformes; Clupeidae
Gene: ap1m1
Product: adaptor related protein complex 1 subunit mu 1
Biological process (GO): vesicle-mediated transport; intracellular protein transport
Cellular component (GO): clathrin adaptor complex
Source: RefSeq, a predicted model, not a curated record